Diorhabda carinulata is the source of this 7291-nucleotide messenger RNA. RefSeq lists its product as uncharacterized. The coding region runs from base 231 to 2366 and encodes 711 amino acids. Lineage: Eukaryota; Metazoa; Arthropoda; Insecta; Coleoptera; Chrysomelidae. The record is from RefSeq and is a predicted model, not a curated record. The transcript is spliced from 5 exons.
AGUCCACUAGAUAAGCUCAGUCUGUGCAAGUUCGGUAUAUUGUGUGUUUGUGUUAUUGUGUCUAUAUCGCUCCCAAACGGGUUCAGUAUCAACAAUCAACAUCCGUCGUCGAAUAGAAAAAUUACGAAAUCAUGUACCAACGAGAACGAUCUUUUUAAAUGUGAAGUUUCGUCUGAAUUCCAUUAAUUUCUGUCGUUAAAAUAGGGUUACGGUAGCGAGAAUGAAAGAAAAUGGGUGUGCGAUGGUUUUUCUUGUUGUGGAUGUUUUUUUGUGUCUGUACUCUCAGAUUUAUAUCUGUAACGGCUCAAGAGUUCACCAUGUGCGACAUCCAACAGUGUCACUGCACAAUUAAAGCAGCUUCUUGGAAAAUUGUUAAUUGCAGUUUACAUGAAGGACAGAUAGUAAACUUUGAAAACGCCAAAGUUCCAAAUGAAGCAGUCGAAAUUUAUGUCACAGGUGGACGAGAAAUCACAUUUGCCUCGAAAACUUUCAACGGAAUCCGUGGACUGUCUUUAAUUUAUAUAGAUGGAACUCAAAAGAUAGUUAUGGAAAAUAAAUCAUUUUAUCACAUUACCUCUUCUAGUCUACUAAUUCAAAUAAAAAACUGUGAUGAGUUAAUUAUUAAGACUGGUGCUUUCGAUUAUUUACAGAGUUCUGUCUCUACAGAAGUUUUUGAUGUAAAUUUUGUAAGCAUUGAAUCAGCUGCUUUCUGUCAACUAUAUAACAGUACUUUUAAAAAUGUGAGAUUAUUGAAAUUACAAGAAAGGGCAUUUGACUUCAAAAACGAAAGAAAUAAAGCAGCUACAGGACCUGUAUCUGUCAUAAUAUUCGAAAAUGUCGAAAUUCAAAAAAUACCUUCAGAAGUAUUCUUAACACCGUUGGCAAGUGUUUCAUUCCAUAAUUGUAAAAUUGGCGAGAUAUUACAAGAUGCUUUCAAGGGAUUCCAAAUAUCUUCAAUUAUCAUGGAUGAUACAACCAUAAAAAACAUCCACGAAGGAGCUUUCACUGGAAGAACUCUCAUUUGCGAUUUCAAAAUUUCCAAUUGCAGUGUAUCUACAUUACAUUCGAACGCCAUUCUUGCAGCAGUCGGCAACUUUUCCUUGAGCCAUUCCAUUGUUACAGAUAUAGAAUCGGGUGCCAUAAACGCUACAGUUGCAAGAAGUGAGAUCUGCAAUAAUGAAAUAUUCAAUAUUCAUCCAACAGCUAUUGUUAUAAAUAAUUGGAACGUCAUUGAUAUGGAAAACAAUAUAAUAAAACAUCUUUAUGCUAACUUCUUAUUACCGUUAAAAGGAGCUGAUAACGAGAAGCUUUCAUUUAAAGGAAAUGAAAUUUAUAACAUGGACGAAACUGCUUUAGGUUUUUUAUCGAACGUAGAUACUAAUAUUUUAACAUUUGACGAUAAUUUUUUCAAUCAAACUUGUGAUUGUUUCAUCGAUGCUUGGAUAGAGAAAAUAGCCAAUAGCAAUCAGCUUAGAUUAAUUAAAGAAACCAGUUUUUGUACAGUUAAUGCGUAUUUAUCGAACUGCUUUUCUCUUCCAAUCGGUAUAAUCAAUAUACAAAAUUUUACAGAAAAAUCUUGUAAAAAUUUAACAGUUUGUGAACCCUAUGAAGGAAAAACGAGAAUAGUAGAUACUACAAGUAAAAUAUUCGUAGAAGAAGACGAUUCUGCUAAGCAGAGCUGGUUAAUUUUCAUGAUUACCAUCAUAAGUCUCUUUAUAGUAGCCAUAGUUGUCACUUUUAUAAUAUUAUUAAUACGAGGUGGUAGAUGGUUGAAAGAUAAAGGUUAUUUCAGGAACGUCCAUUACAAUAACAAUGAUUUAAGUAUAGAAGAAGGCACUGUAGUCACAGUAGAUGAAAACGAAAAAUUAGAAAUUCCAGAUGAAUUAACUUUGGAAUUCCUUCAAAUUCUAUCAAAAAGAUUAGAUGACCCUGCAACUCACCAAGACGCUUCAGAAAUGAUUGAAAGAUUGUACGAGAUGUUCAUAAUCGAAGAUGGUUACGAAAACAAUAACAGACAAGAAGAAGAAGCACACCUGUAUGAAGAACUUGGAAAUUUGAAUCUACAAAUCCCACCUCCACCUUAUGAAGAAGAUAGAGAAUCGGCAGCAGGAGCGAGAAGUAUUUUAAAAUUAAUGGAGGAAAAAUUUUCCCAACAGGUAGAUGUAAAUAAUGGUAUUGGAAAACCACCCGUAAUGAGUGAUUACUCGGAACCAACAGACGCGGCUGUACAUCUUUAUUCAGAAUUAAAAAAUAAAGGUGAAAAAUCAGAUAACAAAGGUAGUACAGACUGUUUAAAAUCAAACGAAUCAUUAAAUAAUUCGAAAAAUGAUUGGCUUUCCAAACCAGGACCAUCAACUAAAUUAUAAUAAUUUUAAUCUUGUGAUUCAAAAAACUUUUCUAUUAGUAAAUUUUUACGUUGUAAAUAUUUUUAUGUCUUUUUAUUAUAUUUUAAUAUCAUGAAAAUAUUCACGUGCUUUUAAUUUGAUAACUUAUCUAAAAAUGUUGAUAGAACCAAAACUAUACUUUUUCUGCUGAAACGAAUUAUUUCUCAUCAAAAUAUGUAUUACGAGAUCUGACAAUAACAAAACAGAUUAUGUAAAAAUUAUAUGAUCUCCUUUAAAGUAAAUCCCUUCCAUACUAAUAGUGUAGUAUCAGCAAUUUAUUAUUUCAGUGGAACCUCCAACGUUCGUUUCCUUUACGACGUUUUUGAUUGUAGGAAAAGAAAGAAAUCACAGGGCAAUAGAUCUGUCGACUGUUUUGGUGACACUAGACCCUUUUUCGAAGAUAAAAACUGCGAAUUCCUCCACACGCAGGGUUGUUUCUCAUUUAUUGUUACCAGUAAAUAAAAAAAAGCAACAUAAUACAAUAUUCUGUUUCAAUAAACACUCAUAGGAAAGAGUGGGUAAGAACUAAAUAUCAUACUAAUAAAUCAGCACGAAAAGAUUUUAACUUCCUAACGGUUUUUCGUUCUACAGAUUUUCCACCUUUUCAAACAAUUUUCUGCAAUUAUUCCAGUGUUAUUCUUUGUACAAAAUUUCAUGAUAUUUACAAGAAUUAUAAAACAUAGUGAAUAGUAUAUUCGACACCAAUUAUUACCUUUGUUAUUUCCACACCCCAAAGCAAAUGUUCUUGAUUUUUCUGCGACAGACCCAAACUACCUUAAAAACUUUCUGCAGGAAUUACAUUAUUUUUUGUGCAUUAUUUGUGGAUUUGCGGCGUUUCCCCGAAGUUUGAAGGCAUUUAAAAGACAUAUUAAUUAGGAAAAAAAUAAAAAUACAUAUAUAAUAUUAAAUAAGUAAUAUUUAAUAAUCAUAAAACAAAUACUUAAUGUAUGGUCUUAGCCUACAAACCAAUUGGAAUGUACCAUAACAUCUUAAAUAGAUUAAAUUAAAUUAUAACAAGCAAUGUAUGAAAAAUAAUAACUUUGGAGGUAACUAUUUCUGACAUUUGCUUAUGUUUAUAUGCUGGCUUAAAGCUUUUAUAAAAACUACUACUAUAUUUGCAUUAUAAAGCCGUUUAUAAAAAUAUUUUGUUACCUUUAUAGCCAGCUGGAGGUCCAUUGAUCAUAACAUAAGCUAGUUUGUCAGUAGUGUCUACCUCCUCUAGGUCAGAGGUUGGUCGUUUCAGCAUUACAGAAGCAAUUACUGAGCCCCAAUUUUCACAAAUAGCUUCUGAGACAGGUAUAGUUAAUAUAAAUUUUAAAAGCCCAAUAGCUAGAGGAUAUUUAGGUUUAAGAUCAGUGACAGCAAGUUUUAAAUAGAUACUCUAAGUCUGGAACAUAUCCACCAAGUAUACUUGAGCUUAGUGUUUCCAACAUCCACUGUAACAACUGCUUAUAAUCAAAAAACAAUUGGUUUCUGUCAAUCAAGGGCAGGAAAUCAUAGCCACAAACAAAAUAUUCUGCAAGUAAGUUUACAUUGUCGUUUUUUCUUAGUAACAUGCGAAAUUUUGUUUGUGCGAGCUGCAACCUGCAGGCCUCUUCCUCGUUCUACGACAAUGUUCGCUUUGGGCCCUCCACACCUAUAUAAAAUGGUUCAAAUUCGAAAUUUGAAUCAAAUAAAAUUAAAACAAUUUUAAUAUGAAAAUAUUUUACUUUUAUAUUUUUAAUUUGAAUAACUCUACAUAAUAUUCAUUAGGCGUAUUUAAAAGUUAAACAGGUUUUUGGAUAAUGAAUAUUUUUAUACUGGGCUGAUUAUGUAAUACCAGAUGAAAAACAUUGAAUGGUGUCCAAUAAAAUAAUUUUAUGGGAAGGCUAUUAACAAUGAAUGAUUGGCACAUGAUCAAGUGAAAUUUCGUCACUGUUGUUCUAAAUUUUCAAAUUAUCUGCCAGUAAUAACAUUUCAUAAUAAAUAAUUCGUAUUCAGCAAACAAAAUUAAAAAAUAAUUACCACGAGUUUUUAAAAGUACAUCAGCUUUUUUUUAAAUAUAUUUCUAUGGAAAAUUUACCUAAAAUUGUUCCAAAAUUCGAUUGUGUGAUUUUUCUAUUCAGAUUAAGCAAUUCUGCAUGUAUUAAGCAAAAGUCUGUGGGUUUGAUUUAAAAUUGGUGAAAAUUUUCACUACUCAUUUUUACUAUAGUUUAGAAAUCCUAUUAAUUCAUAUAUCAAAUUAUCAAAUGACCAGAUAUUUCUUUUCAUGGUUAGUUCAGAAAGGAAAGAAAAACAUCCUCAAUAUACAUUUUUCUACACUCCACAAAACGAGAAUACAUUGAUACAUUGAUUAUUUUAAUGACGAAUUUAUUUAUGAUGAUAUCCGAAAUAAUCAAAAGAAUGACGAACCCCGCUACUAUUUUCAGCCAAUGCAAAAUUAUUUCACCACAGCACGCGCCAUCUAGGCACUCAUUUUUGACUAUAUUUAACUCAAAUUUUAAACAAUAGGUGGUGUUGACUAAGUUAACAACAUGGAUUAUAAAUAUUUCUGUACUUCUCAUUGAGAAUAUUCAUUGUUUAGGUUAUUAAACCUUUCUUUCCAUUAUUUUGAAUUAAUCUCAUAAAAGUCUAAUUAAAUUUUUUGAAAUACUCAAAUUUAGUUAUGUUACGUUGUUCUUAAUGGUGCCCUAUAUAAGAAGUAAGGGACUUUUUUAUAUAUUUUAUAUACCUAUUCUUAUGUAGUUCAAUUACUUCGUAUAUUUAAAACAAUAAGGGAAUAAUAUAAUAUAGAAAGGGAAUAAAUGAUUUAAAUGCUAUGAAAGAAAAUAAUAUUGAACGAAUUUUGAAAUAUAUGUUUAAGAAAUAAUGAGAAACUCUGAGAAGAUGUAUGUAUGAUUGCCUUUGAAGCCACAAUUCACUGUAUAUCAAAACGGUUGCUACACUCCAAGAGUUUUUUUCUGUUGUUAUAUAUUACAACAAUAAAAUGUUAAAUUUUUAAUUCCAUUCCAUUUAACAUGUUGAUUUUUUUUGCCAAUCAAUUCUAUAAUUAGAGGUAGAAAAAGUUUGCCAUUUUUUUAUCCAACAAUAUUUUUGUUGUUGUUUAAAACAUAAUUUGGAAAUGUUUCAUCAUUCCCGUGUAUAGAAGAAUAUUUAUCAAGUUCAAAGGUCAAAAAAAUGAGUUUUUCGCGAUUUUCGGCAAAACGGUAAGGUUUAUCAUAUCUACAAAAUACAGAUUAAUAUUAAUUUUCCCGUUUUUGAGAUAUAAUGAUUCAAAAAGUUGUAAUCGUCAGAAUAUGCACGUUUCCACGCCACCUAUAAGGUAGUGUACUUAGCGAUUUUUUUUUACGUGGUGUCUCCAGUAGGCCUUUUAUACUGUUGUGAUCAUACUAAUUUAAAACUAUUACUAAAUAGUGUAACUUACCAGAGAUUGAAAGAUGAAAGCGAUUUAAGUAAAAAAAAAUUGUGAAAUUUAAUCGUUCCAGUCGUAAUUUUCAAAUUCCUUUUCUUGUUCUUCUUCUUUUUUAUCUUCAUUCUGAGUGCGUCACUAGCGAUGUAUCGCACGUCGCCUGUUGGAGUCAAACGGAUCCUCCACUGUUAGAAAUUAAAUAUUAGACCACGACCGGCCUUGAUAAGGUUUUCAUACCAAAGAACAAAACAGUCCGGCUUUUUUACAACCACAUUUGUCACUGCAUCCCUUUUUUUAAAAAUUGAGAGUAAAAAUUACAACUUAUAUUUUAUAUAUAUUUUAUAUUUUAAGUAUAAGUUACAAUGAUAGAUACAAAAUAUUUUAACAUACUCGUAAAUUAUAACUCUAAGAGAUGUAUAUCCCUGGCGUAUUCAUGUAUAUUAUGGCGAUUACAACUUUUAUAACUUUUUGAAUCAUAUUUCAGAAACCGUGGCUCGUAGGAAAAAGAGUAUUGAUAUAGUUUUUGUAGAUAAUUUUAUGAUCUAUAAUUUUUGUCUGAUAUAUUUUUAUGACAAACAUUACCGUUUUGCUUAAAAUCGCGAAAAACCCAUUUUUUUGACCUUUGAUCAUGAAUAAAAUUUUUUUCCAUACAUUGAAAUAAUGGGAAACUUAUUUUUAAUUAUAUUUUAAACAAUUAUAAUGAUUUUUUCAACUUUGUAAGCAUUUAUGUAGCUUCACUCUUAUUUUUUGGUCUAAUUUAACCAGACUACAAGUCAAUAUUGUUAAUAUAUUUUCUAUUUCUAAUCAAAUAUCUUCAUAUAAAAACAGUCUUCUUAUUCUUAUAACGACAUAGUCUCAAAUUUAGCAUUGACAUAUAUCAUUAACAAAAUAUUUUGUACCGCUAGUGCAUUUUGAUCAACAACUAUUUACUUUAUUUUUAUCCAUUCUCAUAAUUAGAAUGCAAUGAAUGAACUAAUCUACCUUUUUAUUCUGUAUAUAGUUUUAAAUUAAUGUAUCUAUAUGUAAGAAUUAAUAAACAAAUUCACUAAAUAAAAAAUGAUUAAAUAAUGUAUGCAUAACUUGGUGAAAUAUUUAUUUUCUUUAUAAGAAGCUUCAUUUGAACAACAAGAAAUUUUCGAAGUUGCUAUUCGUUAUUUGAUAAUAUCGAAUUUGACUAAAAUUUCAAUCACAGGUUCUAGAAACUACAUUGUUUAAAAACUUGUCUAUUAGACUUAAAUCUGCCUUAUUAGGGUAUGUUGGUAGUCUCUUCAAAUAUAAAAAAACUUCUUCAAGUUUAGGUAAUAGUUUAAGCAUAUAUUAUAUAUUUAAAAAAUAUAUGUAAUAAAUUUGUUACUUAAAAUUUAUAUGUAUGAGGAUAUUUUCCUUAUAAGUUUAAAUGUCAUCUAAAAUUAUCGCAAGAAUCGUCUUGCCUUGCUGUGAUAAUGUUGUGUUAGUUGUAUAUUUUGUAUUUUAUCUAUCGAUUCUACAUAAUUUUUUUAAAUAAAAGUUGUAACUACAA